This is a messenger RNA of Panicum virgatum (switchgrass), 2747 nucleotides long. Its product is annotated as exocyst complex component SEC15B-like. Gene Ontology annotation, biological process: intracellular protein transport; exocytosis; Golgi to plasma membrane transport. NCBI's taxonomy places the organism in Eukaryota, Viridiplantae, Streptophyta, Magnoliopsida, Poales, Poaceae. The coding region runs from base 61 to 2490 and encodes 809 amino acids. The record is from RefSeq and is a predicted model, not a curated record. Gene Ontology annotation, cellular component: membrane; exocyst. The transcript has a single exon.
CAACUGCUGAGCUGCCCCCAACUCAUCUGCUUACCCUCCUCCCUCCCUCCUUAGAUCUCGAUGCGGCGCAAGCUCCCCGGCGACGCGCCGCCGGCGGCGGGCGGCGGACACGCGCCGUCCGCCUCCGCACCGUCCGAGGCGGACCUCGCGCAGCUCUCCGCCGCCAUCGCGGCUGGGGAGGACCUGGGCCCCUUCGUGCGCCGGGCGUUCGCGUGCGGCCGCCCCGAGCCGCUGCUCGCCUCGCUCCGUGCCGCGGUGCGGGACCGGGAGGCCGAGAUCGAGGAGCUCUGCCGCGCCCACUUCCACGACUUCAUCCGCGCCGUCGACGACCUCCGCUCCCUCCUCGCCGACGCCGACGCGCUCAAGGGCUCCCUCUCGGCGUCCCACUCCGCGCUCCUGUCCUCGGCGGCCCCGCUGCUCGCCUCGCUCGAGUCCUUCCUCGCCGCGCGCUCGCUCGCGGGGAACCUCUCCUCCGCCCUCGCCUCCUCCCGCCGCUGCGUACGGCUGCUCGCGCUCGCGGCGCGGGCGAACGCGCACCUCCAGGCCGGCAACCACGGGCUCUACCUCGCGCUGCGCGCCGUCGACGCCAUCGACCGUGAUCUCGCCUCGGGGCCCGAGCCGCUGCCGCUCCCCACGCUCCGCCGCAUGCUGCUCAGCGUCGUCCCUGCCGUGCGCGCCCACGCCGAGCGGGAGAUCUCCAGGGAGUUCUCCGACUGGAUGGUCAGCAUCCGCGCUGCGUCGAGGCACCUUGGUCAGGUGGCCAUUGGCCGCUCGGCUGCUGCCAGGCAGCGCCAGGAGGAGCUCCGCUCCAAGCACCGCCCACUGGAGGAGUGCAUCACUCUGGAUGACGAUGGAGUUGGUGACCUCGAUGAUUUUGCAGCAGCCGCGGCAACAGCUGAUGCUGCAGAUGGUGCUGCUGCAGCCUCGUUUGAUCUUACACCACUCUACCGAGCUAUGCAUAUACACCAGACGCUGGCGCUGGGUGAGCGGUUCAAGAAGUACUACCUGGAGAACAGGAAGCUGCAGCUGACUUCAGACUUUGAUGUCAUUGCGGCGACGCCAUUCCUCGAGUCCCACCAGGUGUUUUUCUCACAGAUUGCUGGGUUCUUUAUUGUUGAGGACCGGGUGUUUAGAACAGGGGGUGGGCUCACAUCUCGGCCAGAUGUAGAUGCACUCUGGGAUGCUGCCGUGGGGAAGAUGGUCUCUGUGAUGGAGGACAACUUCUCCAGGAUGCAGACAGCAAACCACUUGCUUCUCAUAACUGAUUAUGCUGCUUUACUUUCUGCCACAUUGCGGCGGUAUGGUUAUCCAGUAGGGAUGCUGCUUGAUGUGCUGGCUAAGCACAGAGAUAAGUACCAUGAUUUGCUACUUGCAGAUUGCCGUAGGCAGGUGGCGGAGGCACUGGCUGCUGAUAAGUUUGAUCAGAUGCUCAUGAGAAAGGAGUAUGAGUACUCAAUGAAUGUUCUUGCAUUUGGAAUUCAGAGCUCGGACAUCACCCCAGCUUUCCCAUAUGUUGCUCCAUUCUCAUGCACUGUCCCAGACAUUUGCCGCAUUGUUCGUUCAUUCAUUGAAGAUUCUGUGAGCUUCAUGGCACAUGGUGGUGGUGGGGACACCUAUGCAGCUGUGAAAAAGUACCUUGGUCGGAUCCUCUCUGAGGUGGUGGAUGCCUCGAUUCAGAAGCUUGUGGAUUCAGGCAGUGGUCUAAGUGUGUCCCAGGCAAUGCAGGUUGCUGCUAACAUGUCUGUCAUGGAGCGGGCAUGUGAGUUUUUCACACGCCAUGCUGCUCAACUGUGUGGUGUGCCGUUGCGUGCCGUGGAGCGUGGUCGGCAUGACUUCCCACUUCGCAGGUCGCGCGAUGCUGCGGAGGCGCUCCUGCUGCGAUUAUUGCGUGCCAAGGCUGAUGAGUUCAUGAGGCAAUCUGAUGGUGUCAACUGGAUGGCUGAUGACCCUCCACCCGGCGGCAACGAGUAUGCGAACGAGGUCAUCAUCUAUCUUGAGACGCUCACAUCAACUGCGCAGCAGAUCCUCCCUCUUCCUGUGCUCCGCCGUGUACUUGUGGCAGUGCUUGCCCACAUCUCGGAGAGGAUUGUUGAUCUCUUCCUUAAUGAUUCAGUAAAGCGUUUCAAUGCGAAUGCAGUCACUGGUAUAGAUACCGAUCUCAAAAUGUUUGAGGCGUUUGCAGAGGGCAUGUCCAGCCUAUUUGAGGACUCCGAUCAAGAGUCUGUGAAAAAUGAAAUGAAGGCUGCACUUGUGGAAGCAAGGCAGCUGGUAAAUCUUCUUAUGAGCAAUAGUCCAGAGACAUUCCUAAAUCCAGUGAUCCGUGAAAAGAACUACAACAAGCUAGAUUAUAGAAAGGUUGCAAUCAUCUCAGAGAAGUUUAGGGAUACAUCAGAGAGUUAUUUCUCAACAUUCGGAACAAGGGGUGCCAGGCAGAACCCAAAGAAGAAAUCUCUGGAUACCCUGAUCAAGAGGCUCAGAGAAGCCAGCUAGAUCUGCUAGUGCCCUCCCUGCUGUAAGAUAAUACAUGCACAUGGCUCCUCACAUCCUCAUAUUUUCCAUGAAAUAGUCUGUAUCUGUUGUGCGUUAUGCCUGUUUCAAUUGUUGUUAAUCUUAUGCUGUAAUUUCGCUGAUGUUAGAUUCCAUGUUUCAUGUGUGGUUAUCUUCCUGUUCAUUAUUUCACCCAUUUACUAUAUGAUGAAGAUAUGUCAUUUUUUUAUGUCCAAUUGUUUAUAAUGGUUAUUUCUACA